GCUAAGUAUUCUCGUGAAGUAUUGGAAAAUCAACAGCUUAUAAAGAAGGGUUUACCCGCUAACGAAUAUCUAUAUAAAGUUCCCAAACCCGGUGAACGAUUUAGUUACAUUGUAGUAGUACCUGAAGAGAUUUAUGAUAACUGCGGAAAAAAAAUACCACAACAAAAAGGAGACUGUAUGGAAUAUCCAGAUGUAGUAAAAAAGUUCAACAAGAAAAUAAAUAUUGAUUAUUAUAUUGAAA
This is a messenger RNA of Racocetra fulgida, 241 nucleotides long. NCBI's taxonomy places the organism in Eukaryota, Fungi, Glomeromycota, Glomeromycetes, Diversisporales, Gigasporaceae. The record is from the annotation of a GenBank genome assembly.